AAAGAAAGUAACAAAGCUUUCCAACAAACAAAAAUCAAAAUUAUCUGAAGUUGUUUCUAUCAAAUUAAAGCGUCGAUCAUCAAAUACGGCUACUAAAAAGAAUGAUAAUUCUUCAAAUGAUAUUCAUUCUAUUGCUAAGCAAUUUAGAUAUCGCUUAUCAGAAGCUACUCGAUUCUUAACCAAACAACCUAAACAGAAACCUAGCAAUAACGACCCUGUUCAUAAUGUCACUAAUUCAAUCACUUCAUCUUUACAAUCACUCUCUUUAUUACCACAUACUACUACGAACAUGGAUAACUCGUUGUCUAACUCUGAUUGGUCAAAUACAAUAAAUUCAUCAUCAACACCAUCAUCUUCUUCAUCUUUGCGCAACCUUCGAUUACUUAAACAAUAUCUUACAUUUAUUUCUCGUGAAACAAAACAAAUUUCUUUUAAUAAAGAAGAUCAAUCCAUUCAACUCACACUUUCCACAGAUACAAAACCAAUUGAACCCAACAAUGAAGACGAGAAAUCAGCUCGUUUAGGAGCGACACUAAUUGAAUCUUUAGUUCAUGAUUCAUCUGUUCGAAUGGAGAAAGAACUUUAUCAUCAUAAAUACCUUCAUUAUUGUCAGCAUGGUCGUUAUGCUGCAACACAUAAAACAAAUCAUACUAAUACUGAUAAGAGACGUCCUGGAAGACCUCCUAAAGUACAGCUUGUAUUAAAUAACGAUAAAAUAGAACAACAACGUAUACAAAUGAAACGUAAAUCUAUUCUUCAACAGCGUCCUCCUUUAAGAAAGAAGAAAGAAGCUAUUGAUUGUAUUUGUGAUGUACCUCAUGAAGAAUUUGGAUCCAUGGUACAAUGCGACGAUUGUUAUCGUUGGCUUCAUUUAGAAUGUCUUGAAUUAAGUCAAGAAUCUUUAGAAGAAGAAACCUUUCGUUGUCCUUCCUGUUUCUUAUCACUUGGUUCAUCUACAAAUGAUAAAAAUUCAAAAUUACUUAGUUCAAUUACUUGGAGAUAUGCUGCUCAAUGGAAGAGUCAGCGUAUUGCUGCCUUAAACUCAAGUACAACUGAUGAUGAAUUUGAUGAUGAUGAAUUUGAGGAAGAAGUAGUAGAAGAAGAUCAUAUGGAAAUUGAUGAUAAACCUAUUUCAUAUUUUGAAAAAGAACAACUAUCACCCACUAUGAUUACAACUUCAACAGAGAUUAUUCCUACUUCAUCUAUUCUAUCAUCAGAAUCCGCUCUAUCUUCUUCUUCUUCUCCUCCUCCUUUGGAUGAUGAUGGCUAUUCAACUGAUUUACCUGGUCCUGAGACACCUACAGAUUGGCCAGACGUUUUGUCUGAGUCAAGAUAUAGUAGUACAAGUAGUCAAGAAACAAGUGAAGUAACAACGCCUAAUGAAAACUUGAAUUCAAACGAACCUUUUGAAUUUAAAGAUGAAAACAUGCUUAUUUUGGAUCCUGAAAGUUUAGAAAUUUUAUCUCGCUUAGCUCUUCUCCAAUCUCUUGAAUCAGUUAGAAAAGGUUUAUUUGCUCCUAAUGCAACUGACGUUUUUCUUGGUGAAAACUUAAGCAAUAAUUCAAUUGUACCUGACAUGAUGUCUCCUCAAGCAGUACAUCGAUAUGCUGCGAAUGUUCCUCCUUCUACUAUUUGUUCACAAGAUCUCACAGAAUUCUCAUUUGAUUCAGGGCCAUUCUGGGAACCACUUCUUUAAUUCAUUCACUUUACAAAAAAAAAAAGCUUAAACCCUAUAUCACCCUACUCCUCUUUCAUUCAU
Molecule: messenger RNA, 1759 nt
Organism: Cokeromyces recurvatus
Lineage: Eukaryota; Fungi; Mucoromycota; Mucoromycetes; Mucorales; Mucoraceae
Exons: 4
Coding region: 290-1696 (468 amino acids)
Source: RefSeq, a predicted model, not a curated record